Messenger RNA from Diachasma alloeum, 1527 nucleotides. RefSeq names its product lysM and putative peptidoglycan-binding domain-containing protein 3. Lineage: Eukaryota; Metazoa; Arthropoda; Insecta; Hymenoptera; Braconidae. The record is from RefSeq and is a predicted model, not a curated record. The transcript is spliced from 4 exons. The coding region runs from base 408 to 1157 and encodes 249 amino acids.
CGAGGUGUAGCUUCUCCUCAUACCUAUCUGAACAUAUCUGAGUACUGGUGAAAUGAAACUCAUUGAUUGUUAAAAUUGUCAUCGCAAAUGGUCGAGAACAAGGCGAUUUUCUCAUUCCGUAUAACAAGCUAAAUCUUCCGAGUUAUCUGCUUAUCUGCGUUAAGACGAUGACGAGUCUGCACUACACAAACAGAAAAAGAGAGAGAGCAACAGCCAAUCCCUGCGCCAGCUGUGCAGCGUAUGGAGUAAUUAAUCCGCUCGCCAAUACGUGUUCAAUUCACCUAUUUUCAGUCUGACAGAGUGACGUACAGACGCAAACAUUAGAUGAUCAAUGAUUAGAGGGUCAUUGAUCAUGCAGAACCAUCCUGACCGAAGUUGAUGGGAAAAUCGAGUAGUAGAGCUCAAAGAUGCGGAAGAAGUCGGUGGGAAACAACAGACAAACGAUUCAUCAGAGGGGCAACCAGAGAGACGGCUCCCCACAUUAUGUAUUACUGUAUUCCGAUGAUGAGAGUGGAGAUGAGGAGGAGAUCCUCCUCCAACCGAGGAAUAAAUCCAAUUCGACACCCAGGAGGAUUGAGGUGAUCGUUGUCACGUUGAAGCCUGAGGAUACACUUCAGGCAUUGGCCCUCAGAUAUCGGUGCACCAUAUCAGAACUAAAAAGAAUAAACAACAUCCACAAAGAGAACGAGAUAUUCGCGCGUAGAGUGAUAAAAGUUCCAGUCCCUCCAUUCUCAAUCUUCACCGAGAAUAACGAUACGAGUGAUAACUUGAUAGACAUAAAUCCCCCUGAGAACAAUGAGAACGAGAGUCCGAACGUGAAAAGAGAGGAGGAGAUCAUUAAUUUAAUAUCAACACCGACAGUCGUUCCAUCGACGAGUACAGACAUCAACAGUGUAAUACUGAAUUCAGUCUGCGAGCCACUGGCCAGUGGAAUUGAGCAGGAGAAUUGUUGUGAUGGUGAAGAUGACACGUUAUUGAGGGAACGUACGAAUGCAACUGCAGAAUCGAGGGUUGUUGAUACAUUCAAAUGCUCCGGUGCUGACUGGGGUCUGUCUUGGAUCCAUCUCCUGGCAUUUUCUCUACUCCUCGGAUGUGCAGGACCUGUUAUUUAUAUUUACUGUAUCGCUGAGAGUGAACACAACCACGAGCCGACGUGAUGGACAUGUUUCCUCAUAAGAAUGAGAAAAUUAUCAGUAUGCAGCUGUGGUUUUGUUAGUUCAAUUGUAGAGGAUUGUUGUUAUUAGGUAAACAGUUUUAUACGGACUGACAGACAAUAACCAUUGGAAAAAGUUUUCUCGAUUUAUUUGUCAACAUAGGGACCAUCACUGUGCCCCUCUCGAGAGUUUAUUCGAUGAAAGAAAUAUUUGUUCUUAGAGCCAGUAAAUAAUGAUAUUAUUUCAUCAUCUGCUCUCUAACGGUGGAGUAGAGUUAGAUAAUUUUUUAUAUCUUUAGUGAAUUUUUGAGACAGAUUUAUAUUUGUUGAUUGAUACUGAUAAAGAGAAUAAACUAUAUUUUUAAGACUUGAAA